Messenger RNA from Cyclocybe aegerita, 882 nucleotides. NCBI's taxonomy places the organism in Eukaryota, Fungi, Basidiomycota, Agaricomycetes, Agaricales, Hemipholiotaceae. The record is from the annotation of a GenBank genome assembly.
GAUGACGGAACAUGGGACAACCGAACCUCAAUCUCAUGAUCGUGAGCAAGCUAUCGAGGACGUGCGAGCUCGCAUCGAGCGCCUCGAAAAAGUCGUCGAGGAUGCCGUCGAGGCGAAGAGCACCGUCGCUGAUGUUCUCGAGCACCUUAAGGGUGCUGGAGCAACACAUAAGGAGGCUGAGGAUUUCGGGAAACAGUUCAUUCAGCUGUUCAAAGCCCGACAUGGUAGCGUCGAAGGUCCAGGAUCUCAACAGAUCAAGGGGGAACGUGAGGGUACCCCUGAGGGUCUCAAUGAGGACGAAGCUGCUGAGUUCCGACGGAAGCAUGAUUCCCUCCUCGGAGAGCAGCCCCAGGGCGAUGAAGAGGAAGCUGCCCAAUGCCGCCGCGCUGUCGACGCUGCUGAGUGGCAGCUUGUUUUGGCGAAACUUGCUACCGUGGCGGCGAGGCCCGAUUCUUCAGCUGGGAAAGGAUCCUUCUCGGAGCUCCUCAAAAUCUUUGACAGAUCCAGUGCAUCUACAUCUCGGUCAAUCCCCUCGACGGUUUUGGAUGGUGCUCCGCACCUACGGAACCUAUCAUCCAACGCUAUCAAGGACCCUCACCUGGACGAAACAUGGAGACUCCGACUCCUUUUCGCUGGAAAAGAGACCAUCGACAGCAUCGUCGACCAUCUUCAAGCCCAGCCUGUUGAUCAACCACUCCCUCGCUCCAUCUGGAGAUUGCUUGUACAGGACCAAUAUGUUGAUUUCGAGAAGUUGUUCGCCUUGAUGGAUCCAAACUACAAUCACAAUGAUGAUCCGAAGGAUUUUGGGGGUGGUUUCGCUCUUGUCAAGAAGGAGCUCGCAACCGCUAAAAAGACCCUUCGGACUGAAGCCGAUUGGAUUUG